AUGAAUACUUACGAUUCAUCUUGGGGUGUGAUUGGACCUGGUAACUGCCCAAACUGGGACAUUAUGUUCCGACUCAUAGUUCUUGGAGACGCAGAUGUCGGCAAAAGCUGUCUCGUCCGUUCUUUCGUCGAGGGAAACUACAAACCCACUGAUUCGACAGUCGGUGUCGACUUCUCUUUCAAAGUGAUCCCCCUGGUCUCCGCCCCACGCGAGUGCACGGUGAAGCUACAGAUCUGGGAUACGGCGGGAGCCGAGAGGUUCCGAGCAAUUACUCAUGCCUAUUACCGCAGCACGGCCGGUGUUGUGUUGACAUUUGACGUGACCUCCCGUCCUAGCUUUGCCGGCAUUCCAACCUGGGUCCAACAAAUUCACAUGCACACCGGAAACCCAAACGUGACCAUCGUUCUGGUUGGAACCAAGAUCGAUAUGCCUCACAGAAGAGUUGUCUCUUCAGACGAAGCUCUCACUUUAGCGCAACAAUUGAAACUACAAUACAUGGAAGUUUCAGCGAAGGAACUGAUAAAUGUUGCAGCUAAUACUUGUAGCUGGUAA
This is a messenger RNA of Symsagittifera roscoffensis, 552 nucleotides long. Its product is annotated as ras-related protein Rab-39B-like. Bases 1 to 552 code for a protein of 183 amino acids. Gene Ontology annotation, molecular function: GTPase activity; GTP binding. Gene Ontology annotation, cellular component: trans-Golgi network; Golgi cisterna. Lineage: Eukaryota; Metazoa; Xenacoelomorpha; Acoela; Convolutidae. The transcript has 3 exons. The record is from RefSeq and is a predicted model, not a curated record. Gene Ontology annotation, biological process: vesicle-mediated transport.